This is a messenger RNA of Ectocarpus sp. CCAP 1310/34, 1234 nucleotides long. NCBI's taxonomy places the organism in Eukaryota, Phaeophyceae, Ectocarpales, Ectocarpaceae. The record is from the annotation of a GenBank genome assembly.
AUGCUGCAGCCAGAGCACCCAGCGAACACGGAUCGUGGAUCGGGGAGGGAGGCGCCGACCCCUCUAGAACCGUUGGACACGGUGCGCGCGGUGGUGGUUGAAGUCCUCUGUCGAGGUGAGAUCCUGUACUGGCAGGCCGCCGCCGAUUGGCUAGCUGCUGAGCGCGCAAAGGUUGGUAUGGAGGAGUUACAUAGGAGAUACCCAAGACAGCUCGUCCGGGCCUUGUUCACCAGCAUAGCCGCGGCGCCCGGAAGCAAUUCACGACUGGUCUGUCACGAUGGAGCAAAGGGAGAUUCACGCGAGCGGGAGCUCUGCCUCUUCCCAAACUCAAUUCGGGACGAGUACCUCGUGGACUCAAUGCUGCCUGCUCUCCGUAACGCGCCCGCCCAGUCAUCAUCCAACCAGCUAGCGGAUAAGGACGAGUCUCUCGAGUCGAUGAUGGACCAAGUCGUGAAGGAUGAGGAGGGUGCAGACGCAAGGAUGUAUGUCGUGCGAGCAGCCGGAAGAAUUGUUCGAGGCGACGUGGAGAGUGAGCCUGCCUUUAAGUGUACGCCUGGGACCAAAGAGAAGCAUCGCCACGCCGAUGAGUUGGCCAUGAAAGUGAAGCCCCCGAGAGAAACUCUACUAUCCGCGUAUCCUCCGACCUUGGUUGGAUUAUACCAAAGCAUGAAGAUGCCGCUGUAUCGCGAGAUCACAGCAUCAGAGACCGAAGAUCCUGGAAAACCCUGGGUGUGGGAGAUCGCAGGGCAAGACGGACGGCACCCUGCCACCUCGGGCGGUGAGGAGGGCGAGGACAUUGAUGGACAAAAGAGGAACGAGGCCAAACAUAUCGACAGCCUUACCCGCGACAGGCGAUCUACGCAUCGUAGGCUUCUAAUGAUGUGUGCGGUGGUGGUGGAGGCCAUUUUGCGUGGUCGGCACAUGGCUUCUCACGACAUCAAAGCGGCUCAGUGGCCCAAGUCUAAGGUCGCGCCCUCGUAUUUUUACUCGAACGCGCAGGCCAUCAAACCCGAGGGCAAAUCGCCCCAGCAACAGCGGUACGCGUUCAUCCAGAAGGGUUCAACCAAGAACUUCAGCGAUAUGAAGGCAGCCAUUCAGCGCAUACUUGCUAUCUGGCGUGGGGCCCCAGCCGGUAGGGAUGGUGCACCAUUCAUACUCGGUGGGGACGAGGAGACAUACAAACACAUGUAUCACGUCAUGGCACAUUAGCCGCGCGAGUACCGGCAAGUCCGUC